AUGGACAGGGGAGGGGCGGGGUGUGAAGGGUUUACGGAGAUGAGUGUUUAUUUAUUGAUUGAAUUGCGCAAGAAUUUCGAGGGGCGAGGAACGCGCCGUGGCGGGAGGGAGGAGUGGGCGCCCAGUGGGUGGUAA
Molecule: messenger RNA, 135 nt
Organism: Chondrus crispus (carragheen)
Lineage: Eukaryota; Rhodophyta; Florideophyceae; Gigartinales; Gigartinaceae
Exons: 1
Coding region: 1-135 (44 amino acids)
Source: RefSeq, a predicted model, not a curated record